This is a messenger RNA of Papaver somniferum (opium poppy), 789 nucleotides long. RefSeq lists its product as uncharacterized. The record is from RefSeq and is a predicted model, not a curated record. The transcript has a single exon. The coding region runs from base 1 to 789 and encodes 262 amino acids. Lineage: Eukaryota; Viridiplantae; Streptophyta; Magnoliopsida; Ranunculales; Papaveraceae.
AUGGAUUCGAAGCUGCAGUUGUGGCAAGGAAAACUUGUUAAUCAGGCGGGGAGAACUACUCAAAUUCAAGCUGUUGUGGCUUCUAUGGCCCAAUUUCAACUGGGAUGUCUUAAAAUUCCAGAAAAAUCAGCAAGGAAACUUGAGUCAUUGCAAAGAAAUUAUUGUUGGAACAAAGCCUCGAAAAAAGGUUGUAAAUUUAUAGGAUGGAAGGAACUAAAUAAGCCAAGAAGAAUGGGGGGUUUGGGAUUUAAGAAUACUCGAAUUUUCAAUGAAGCUCUCUUAACUAAGCUGGCAUGGAGAAUGCUUCGUGAGACAGAAGCUAAAUGGGUUCAAUUAUUGCAAGCUAGAUAUUUCAGAAAUAUGGAUCCUCUUUAUGGGCAUAUUAAGAAGAUGGGCACUUGGAUAUGGCAAGGAAUUCAACAAGGAUUGCAAUGGAUAAGAAAGUUUCAUAUCUGGGAGAUAGGUGAUGGGUCUAGAAUUGAAGUAGCUAAAGAUCAUUGGAUUGGUACAGAGUCUCUUCAAGAGUCUAUAAACCCUAUAAAUGUGAAUCAGGUUGAUCUCAAGGUUUCUUCUCUUAUUGAUCAUCAGAACAGAGUUUGGAAGCAAGAUAUUCUUCAACAACUGUUUAAUCAUGAUCUGAUUUCUCAGAUAACUACAAUUAGAAUCCCUCCUCAAUCUGCAGUAGAUACUUUGAGAUGGUCUCUUACUAAGAAUGGUUCCUUCUCAGUCCAAUCCACCUAUAAUGCAAUUUUAAAACAGAAUUCUCAGCAGCAGAUCUCUAGAGAGUAA